This is a messenger RNA of Phycomyces blakesleeanus NRRL 1555(-), 3276 nucleotides long. RefSeq lists its product as hypothetical. The transcript has 2 exons. The coding region runs from base 1 to 3276 and encodes 1091 amino acids. Lineage: Eukaryota; Fungi; Mucoromycota; Mucoromycetes; Mucorales; Phycomycetaceae. The record is from RefSeq and is a predicted model, not a curated record. Gene Ontology annotation, molecular function: protein binding.
AUGUCAAAGCUUAGCUACCCUCCUCCCCGUACGCUCCAAGGCUCUAUGCCUACACUUGACAAAAAAAUAGAGAUGGAAGAGGAUCCUAUAGAUACAGGCGUUAUUCGAUGCAUCUGCAGCUCAUCUGAUGAUGAUGGUUUUACGAUCCAGUGCGAACAAUGCCUAGUCUGGCAACAUGCAUUCUGUGUACGAAUCGACCAAAGCAACAUCCCAGACCACUACCUCUGUGACAAAUGCGAAAGAAGAUCUAAAGACGAACGCCGUCCUGAAACUACUCGUCUACGAAAAGAUGCUCUCAAAGAAGAUUUGGCAACAGAUGCAUUUUCCCCAACAGAUAAAAAGAGAGCAUACACAUUUGUAGACCCAAUACCCCCCAUCGAGACACCAGCCACAAAACGAAAGGAGGAAAAGCAAAAAGGACGUCUGCAAUUCACACGUGAGAGAAGACCUAUACACGACGGCACACGAAGAGCAUCUCACACACCACGCACUACGAAAAAACCAAAGCUUUCGAAGCGGAUUGCGAUUACCCAAGACACUUUACGCGGACUUGACUCUCCCGAGCCACUUGCGCAAAGUCUACAGAAGAAACUGCCACACAAGCGAGGUUAUGUACCGACGAAUUAUAACACAGUAAAGAGCAAGUUUGUGAAGCAGAUAUUUAAAGAAGCAAGAGAAAGAUGGAGUCAGCAAACCAAAUGGAGAGCGUCUGUGUGGAAAGACGGGCUUCCUCGCCGAGAAGAGCACACCCGUACACGAGACUGUCCUUAUGUGUCAAUGGAUACUUCCACAGUCACUUCAACUAAUACCAAGAUAUUUGUUCGACCUCUCAAACGCUCUGACAGCACACUAUACCCUCGAAACGAUCUACAUUUGCGCAAAGGAGUAUUUUCGGAUACGCACAUUCCUACGGACUGGUUCCUAAUGGAAGUGAAUGGAGAUGUUUUUCUAAAGUCAGAAUAUAAGUUCAAUCCUAUAAACGAAUUUUCCGAGUUAGGCACCCAACGAGAGCAUGUCUUAUUUUAUCCAACGCUUGAUUUGUGUAUUGACGCAAGAUACCAUGGCAACAAUGGAAGAUACAUACGCCGAUCGUGUCAUCCGAAUGCAGAUGUGCGAAGUAUUGUCCUGUCCCAUGCCAAAGACGACAAUAUGAUUCAUCUCGGUAUCUUUACACGCGAAGAAAUCCGGCCAGGUCAGGAAGUGACGCUGGGAUGGAAUUGGCAACGCGGACAUAUCGCAUGGCAAAAAAACAUUGAAUGGCACAACCGAACUCCUGGUACUGACGAUCAACACCAAGUAAUUGAUGAAGAAGAGGAAAGGGAAAAACGGAAGUCAGUCCAGAGAAUGCUUGAUUUUUUCUACAAAGAGUUUGGCGACUGUGCUUGUCAAGACAAAGGACGAUGCUUUAUAGAACAUCUGCGGAAAGAAGCCAGUGGUGAAAAGAGCCGCAAGACAUGGUCAUCUGAGCUCAGACCACCAGUACCUAGGCGAAUCAAUGAGCUUGAAGACGAAAGUUUGGAUAUAUACACACCGAAAAGAAAACAGGAAAAAACCAUACGGAGAAACAGCACAGCCAAUGCGGACAGUGUAUUUUCUUUUCAAAAUUCUCGACAGAGUGUGGUAUCUGCUCUUAAUCCAAAGAUUGACGGGCAGGAGAGGCUUACAUCCGAUUCUCCGGAUCCGUCUAUGGAAGACUGUCUUGAGAUUGAUGUCACGUCAACAUCACCCGGCGGAGGAAGCCCGGUUCGAGGAGAGUCGACAUUACGAGUUGAUGGGGCAUCGGAAGAAGAGCUUGAUGUGGAUGGUGAUAUUGACAUUGGGGAAGAUUUUCUGGGAUCACCUCUCAAUUGCUCAAAAGACCAGGAUACAACGAAUGUAAGCGACAAUGAAGACCUGUCGUCUCUUACGUCUCUAUCGUCACUAUCUGGAUUCGAAGACACUGGAAAUGAAGCUUCAGACGACGAACGGCGAGUGAGAAUAAAGAGCCGUCGAUCGGGUCGGAGGAAAGAGGAAGGGCGCCAGGGCGGAAAGUCGCGGAGACGACAUGACAAUGGAUUUAGAAGAUCACCUGAGGUGGAGAAAUCUGGGGAUAUUCUAGGCAGCAAGGUGCUUCCGUAUAUGCUGCCAUUCAAAAAGCGCUGGAUGUGUAGUUUCCGCGAACAGGGCCCAAAGCCAUCCAAAAGCGGGUCUUCUAAAGCAGAUGCAGAUGAAAAGAUUAGUUUGGGAAAUUUGGAAUCAAUCCAAGUUUCAUCCAAGCUUAGUAUACAUGACAGUGAUAUGGAUAUUGAGCCAUCUGAAGAAGUCCAGAAAACUCCUGAGCCAGAGUAUCAUAAACAAGCGAUGGAUUCUUCCCUAGAAAAAGAUUUCUUUGCAGACAUUAGCGUUGAUGAUGGACCUGAAGAACCAGUUUGCGAUGUAGUGAAACAAGAUUUGGCAGCACCAGACAGGCACAGUAAUUCACGGUCUUUGAACAAGACAGAACAUCCAGUCCGUCUGGAUGGUGCAAUUCCUGAAUAUACCUCUGCAGAUUUUGUACUAGACGAUGGAGAAUUGAGUGACGCUAGUUCAGCGUCAACCCUACCACUUGACGAAGAUGAUGAUGAUCGCAGACCAACCCCCACAAUCAUUUCUGUUUCAACACCCACUCUUAUUGCUAGUCCGCCUGCCGUUCCCGAAACAAAUCCCGCGGGUAAAGACUUUCCAGUCAAUGUUGACAAUGCGUCCUGUGAUCCAACUGAACUCAACCAAGCUGAUUCCGAAUUAUCAAAAGUUAAUGUUGUUGAAAGCAUUUGGUCUCCUCCGCCAACCCAAGCACUAGAUAAUACGGCUAGUGAUAUUAAAGCACAAGUCAGCAUUGAUGAGAAUCUAAAGGACGAAAGCAAGUUAGAAAAUGUUCCUGAGCCUGAAAAAAGGAAGGACUUGAACAAUAUGGUAGCUCCCGGUAGCACUGAGGAAAAAGGGACUCUUGGGACGUUUCCCCCUGAAGCAAAACCAGUAAAGAUCAAGCUUUCUAUUCAAGAAUAUCUUUCCCGACGCUCUGCCCACCCUCUAGAACAAUCCACAGAAACUGUACAGUCGGAAGAAUCUACCGAAACAAGCCUGACAGUAGAAAAAUCCAUAGACAUACUUCCUCUUCCUCUUCCUCUGUCUCCUCUUCCAGCCACUACUACAACUACCACACCAUCAACAGCAGUAGCAGCAGUAGGAUCUUCUUCUUCUUCUUCUUCUUCUUCAUCAUCAUCAAAAACUGCUGCUGCUGCUGCUGCUGAUUCAUAG